Messenger RNA from Morus notabilis, 856 nucleotides. RefSeq names its product methyltransferase-like protein 5. Gene Ontology annotation, molecular function: nucleic acid binding; rRNA (adenine-N6-)-methyltransferase activity. Gene Ontology annotation, biological process: rRNA methylation. The transcript is spliced from 9 exons. Lineage: Eukaryota; Viridiplantae; Streptophyta; Magnoliopsida; Rosales; Moraceae. Bases 120 to 743 code for a protein of 207 amino acids. The record is from RefSeq and is a predicted model, not a curated record.
UGAAAAUUAGGGUUUGAAGAAAAGGUCAUCCGACAACUUUUGAAAGUUGAAUCUUCUCCCUUCUCUGUGUUUCGUCCGUCCAAGGAUUCCUCCAAAGCAAAAGAAAAGCAAAAGCAAAAAUGAAGCUUAAGCAGUUGGAAGGCCUCGUUGGUGGCCUUCAACAGUUCUCCAACCCAAAAAUUGAACUUGAGCAAUACCCAACUGGACCCCACAUUGCUUCCCGCAUGCUCUACACUGCAGAGAAUUCAUUUGGGGAUGUGAGCAACAAGAUAGUGGCUGAUUUUGGCUGUGGUUGUGGUACAUUAGGUGCUGCAGCUGCACUCUUGGGCGCAGAACAUGUAAUUGGCAUUGAUGUCGACUCCCAGGCUCUUGAACUUGCUUAUCAAAAUGCGGAGGAUCUUGAGGUGGAUAUAGAAUACAUUCAGUGUGACGUCAAGAACUUAAGAUGGAGAGGUCAAUCUGUUGACACUGUAGUAAUGAAUCCUCCUUUUGGAACGCGGAAAAAGGGCGCAGAUAUGGAUUUUCUCUCCAUGUCUCUGAAGAUUGCUUCUCAAGCAGUAUAUUCCUUGCAUAAGACCUCAACAAGAGAGCAUGUGAGAAGAGCAGCCUUGCGGGAUUUCAACGCCAGCAGUGCCGAGGUUUUGUGCGAGCUUCGAUUCGAUGUGCCGCAGCUAUACAAGUUUCAUAAGAAAAAGGAGGUGGACGUUGCCGUUGACCUCUGGCGGUUUGUGCCCAAACACUAAUCAAGGAUUGCACCAAGAAUUCUCACGGAGCAAAAACUACUUUGAAGAGAUGUAGAUACAAAAUCUGACAACCCAAAAAAAAAGUUUUUUUUUUUUUUUUUUUUUUUUUUUUU